Messenger RNA from Labeo rohita (rohu), 3189 nucleotides. Its product is annotated as zeta-sarcoglycan. The transcript is spliced from 8 exons. NCBI's taxonomy places the organism in Eukaryota, Metazoa, Chordata, Actinopteri, Cypriniformes, Cyprinidae. The record is from RefSeq and is a predicted model, not a curated record. Gene Ontology annotation, cellular component: sarcolemma; sarcoglycan complex. Gene Ontology annotation, biological process: cardiac muscle tissue development; heart contraction. Bases 797 to 1738 code for a protein of 313 amino acids.
UCUAGGACCCAGGAGAAUAACUCGCAGGACAGUUUAUUUUUUGAGUGAUGAAAAGAACCUGCUCGCAUCUCCACGCAGAAGACUAAGGGGACUGAGCGAGUCAGCUGGCUAGUCUGGAUAGUCACCGCGCCGCCAAAGACAGAUAAAUUCACCCACAAUCCACUCGAGGAAGAUCUUCCCCCUUUUUCCUUCCAUCCCUCCCUCCUCAGACUCCCUCUCCCAGACACAGAGUCCGUAUUCAGAGCACCGGGACUCGGCUGGAGGAGCGCGUUUGGAUACGGGAGGUUUCUGGAGAUCACCAAGUAGGGCAGCAGCGGAGUGCGCCUUGUCUAAUCAAACGAUCAAUCAAUCAAUCAAUAAAUCAGCCGAAUCACAGCAAGGAGCUGACAGCCUCCUGCUUAUCCGCCUGCUCGAAUUCGAACCGAUUUCGUUAAAUAUACCGCAAAAGGUUGAUUUGAAAGACUGAUCAACCAGGGCUUGCUGCAAAUGUGCCAUUCCCGCGCUCAACGCUCUCAAUGACAACACGGUCUCUUACUGACGGAAACACUUUUGCCUUUGGAGAGGAAAACGGAGAGGGACACACAAGUCUGUUUAUGUCACGUUACUGCUGUUGGGACACUCUGAGUGACUAGUAUUAUUUCAAAUAGGCUAUUGAAUAGUUGAGGCUAUCGCUGGAGUCGUGAUCAGCGGGAAUGAGACUGAGGGAAUCCGCCGCAGCUCGGAGAACUGGGCUGGCUUUCGCUCGGGAACUACAAGGCUAGAUAUACAACUUUUGUGUUAGACUUUAUCUUUCUAUAUGGAGCGAUCAGCAUCGCUGGACAUCGAGGCGCUGAAGAUGACUCAGGAGCAGUACAUCCUGGCAUCUCAGCCAAACCCCCUUCAAAGGCCGGGAUGUGCUACUGUGUACCCGGUGGGGAUUUACGGCUGGCGAAAGCGCUGUCUCUAUUUCUUCAUCCUCCUCCUCCUCGUCACCAUGAUCGUCAACCUAGCCUUGACCAUAUGGAUUCUAAAGGUCAUGAACUUCACCGUGGAUGGCAUGGGAAAUCUCCGCGUAACCAAAGAGGGCAUCAGAUUAGAGGGGGUGUCGGAGUUCCUCCUUCCACUUUAUGUGAAAGAGAUCAAAUCCAGACGGGACAGUCCUCUGGUCUUACAGUCAGACCGCAAUGUGACGGUGAAUGCACGAAAUAACCUUGGUCAGCUGACAGGACAGCUCACUGUGGGCUCUGAGAUGGUAGAAGCCCAGUGUCAGCGGUUCGAGGUGAGAAGUAGUGAUGGCGAGAGAGUUCUCUUCUCUGCUGAUGAAGAUGAGAUCAGUAUUGGCACAGAUAAACUGAGGGUCACAGGCAACGAGGGAGUUGUGUUUAGUCAUUCAGUGGAAACGCCACACGUUCGAGCUGAACCAUUCCAAGACCUAAAGCUAGAGUCGCCGACGAGGACACUGACACUGGAGGCUCCAAAAGGUGUUGAAGUCAACGCAGGAGUAGGGGAAUUCAAAGCUUCUUGUAGGAAAGAUCUCACUUUAGAGUCUUCAGAAGGAGAGAUCUUUCUAAAUGCAAACUCAAUCCGUCUUGGAAAUCUUCCACAUGGGAGUGUGGACCCUUUGCUCGGUCCAGGAACCACGUACCCCAAACAAACUGUGUACGAGGUGUGUGUAUGUCCCAGCGGCAAGCUCUACCUGUCUCCUGCAGAGAGCUCCUCCACCUGCCAGACCACCAACAGUGUGUGUCUUUGGAGCUGAGAAAGGUGGGUGGGCCAUGGACCACCCAGCACCAGAAAGGCCUUCCUUCACCUUUCCACUCUUGCUCCUUCCCGUCCUCCUCUACUUCCUCUGACCUCUUUCCUUUCAUAAUACUUUUCUGUUAAGCCUUUCUUUUAUCCAUCCAUCCAUUUGUCUGUCAAAAUUCUGUCUAUCUAUCUAUCUGUCUAUCUAUCUAUCUAUCUAUCUAUCUAUCUAUCUGUUUAUCUCUCUGUCUGGCUGUCUGACUAGCUGUCUAUCAUAAACCAUAUAUCUGUAUGACUGUGUGUCUGCCCCUGCUGAAAAAAAACAAAACAAUAGAAACCAUCACAGAAAUUCUCUACCUGAUCUCAUGACGAAAACGUACCUGUAGGAACUUUUUCCGCAAGUUGCAAAAUGCAUACCAAUAAGUACAUAUCACUGCAGUUUCCAACAGAAAUGAACACUAGAGGUGGUAAAACAGCAAGCACUUGUAAUUGUUUUUGUACACAGUUAUAAUUACAGCUCCAUAUGUUUUGCUUUCCGGGCGUAAAAAGUAGCACAGAACUGGACUUAGGAGGGGGACAUGGACAUUUCACAUUGACUAUAUCAAAACAUACAUGACGGUAUGUAUUUUGUGUCUUGCGAAAAAAUUCCCACAGGUACGUUGUUGUCAUGAGAUCAGGUUGGAAAUUCGAAUGGUUUCCACUACAAAUACCACUACAAGCAUUACUAACCAUCAACUUUUCACCAUUAAAACCAUUAAAAAAUUGUCUCAUGUUGUGUGUUUUGGGACAUAUUUCAUUAGGAUUUAGUGGUUUUAGAAAACCAUCAAUAAAAGGUGACCAAUUAACAGUAGAGUCCAAAAGGCAACAUUACAGUUUCCAUUAAAGCUAGUACAAUUCCCAUUAUAACCAGUAAAACCAUUACAAAUUCUGUUAUGGUUUCUGUUUUUCGUUUUUUUUUUUUCAGCAAGGAUCUGUCUGUCUAUCUAGCUAGCUAGCAGUCUAUCAUAAAAGUGUCUAUCUGUCAGUCUGUCUCUAGCUAGCUAGCUAGCAGAAAAGCAUCUGUCUAGGUAUCUAACUAGCUAGCUGUCUAUCAUAAAAAGCGUCUAUCUGUCUGUCAGUCAGUCAGUCAAUCUAGCUAGCUAGCUAGCUAUCAUAAAAACAUCUGUCUGUCUAUCAAGCAGUCAGUCUAUGCAGAUAUCUAGCUAGCUAGAUAGCUGUCUGUCUGUCUGUCUAACUAUCUAUCUAGCUAGCUAGCUAUCAUAAAAGCAUCUGUCUAUCUAGCAGUCAGUCAGUCUGUCUAGAUAGCUAGAUAGCUAGCUAGCUGCACAUCAUAAAAUCGUCUGUCUGUCUGUCUUGCUACCCUGGUGAAGAAAACAGCAUAUGCUGGUAGGUAUGUUUUGAUGCUGGGAUGCUGGUUAGGUAGGUUUUGAUGCUGGUUUAAGCUGGUCCUUUGCUGGUUUAUGCUGG